This is a messenger RNA of Rubroshorea leprosula, 1781 nucleotides long. NCBI's taxonomy places the organism in Eukaryota, Viridiplantae, Streptophyta, Magnoliopsida, Malvales, Dipterocarpaceae. The record is from the annotation of a GenBank genome assembly.
AGAAAGGAUCAUGAGCCACAAUCUUCUUAAUCUCAAUUUGUAGAACCAUUAGCAUUGUGCUUUUCAGAUUCAUGACCACUCUGUAACCAUUAGUAUCAUAACCAAGUCAUUUUAGGAAGUGCCAUAACACUUCGGAAGCAGCUCGAUGUGCUGAUGGGUGCGUACCGUAAUGGCGACGUAAGGGAGGUGAAUCGGAAGUACUACAAUCGCGAUGUGUGCCGCCUCUACUUGUUUGGCCUUUGUCCUCACGAGUUCUUCCAAUUAACGAAAAUAGAUAUGGGGCCAUGUCUAAAGGUCCACUCUUUGCAGCUGAGGAGAGAGUAUCCUUAUAUUACUCACAAUGCUGGAUAGGUGCUUUUUUAGUAGUAGAUAUGAAGAAGCUAAGGCAAAAGGCAUUGAUAAUUAUGACAGAGAGUUGGAAGAUGCUAUUGACUGGCUCAUUGUUGACUGAGAUAGGAAAAUUGGUACAGCUCUCAAGCGUCUUGAAGAUGAGGAUGCAAAGGCCGCUAUUGCUAUAUCAGUCUCUGAAGUCACUCAGACCAGAAUUACUAGAGCUUUCAAAGCAGAUUAAGGAGAUAUUGAAAGGAGCUGAUCAAUAUGAUCUUGAAGGCAAGACAGAUCUUAAAAUACAAGCUCUAGAAGAAGUAGAAGAGCUUAGAACUAAAAGAGCAGAUAAACAGUCAACACUGCUUUUGGAUGCAUUCAAUAAAGAUAGGGCAUCUUUGCCCCAACCAUUGCCAAACCCGCCAUCUCUGGCACCACCGCCUGUGCCUGCACCUGAUCCUCGGACCCAAGAAAUGAUAAAUGAGAAGCUUAAGAAAGCUGAGGAUCUUGGUGAGAAGGGGAUGGUAGACGAGGCACAAAAAGCAUUAAAAGAGGCUGAAGCACUCAAGAAGCUCUCUGCCAGACAGGAGCCUGUUCUGGAUUCCUCAAAGUAUACUGCUGCCAAUGUUCGCAUUACUGAUCAAAAGCUACGUGUUUGUGAUAUUUGUCGAGCAUUUGAGUGUUUAUGACGGGUAGAUUUAUCUUCUACUUCUUGAUCAUAGCCUUUUAUCCUCUUUCUAAGGGCUUCAAAAAGUUAGUGUUUGGGGUUUCUAGUGCUUCAGCUUUUGACCCGGUUAUUAUACCUCCUUGUCACCAGCAGGCUUUUGGGCCCAGUUUUACGAGGAUAACUUUUGCAGCUGCAUAAUGUGCAUCUUUUUCUGUUUUUGUACUUGUGGAUCAUGCAAUUGUUAGAUAAUAAAUAUUUGGGAAACUGUAUAAUCUAUAAUGCAUACUACUGCAAUAUAUAUAUUUUCUCUUUUUUUAAGUUUCUAGGUCAAAGUGAUUUGAUUUUUCUUGUUCCUUUCAGUGACUGACGUUUAGCAGAUAAUUUUUGGAGGCAAACUUCAUUUAGGCUAUAUGCAAAUCCAUGAUAAAUUAGCAGAACUUCAAGUAAGAUGAUUUACAUGCUUAGUAUAUGCUGACUGUCUAUGGUGGCUCUACUUUGAGUGUUACAUUAGGCUAGGGAUAGUACCUGGCAUCCAACAAGUUGGUUGUAUAAAUUGCCUGAACCAUUCACUUACUAUGUUUAUUAUUAUUAUUUUUUAAAAUAAUCAUAACUUUAUUUGAAUGCCAUUACCUAAUGGAUUCUAGUAAAACAGCAAAUUAAUUCAUCUUUUCCAGAUCCCCUUAAGUUUGUAUUGUGAAUAUGUUGGUCACGUGCUGGUAUAAUGUUUCUCAUUCUUCUAUACAGAUUCUCAGUUAGUGUCAUCUGUGAAGAAUAAUAUCUCCCAUUUUUC